Molecule: messenger RNA, 980 nt
Organism: Varanus komodoensis (Komodo dragon)
Lineage: Eukaryota; Metazoa; Chordata; Lepidosauria; Squamata; Varanidae
Exons: 3
Coding region: 1-648 (215 amino acids)
Source: RefSeq, a predicted model, not a curated record
AUGAGCAAGCAGCCACCCAGAUCAAGAAAAGCCGGCCAGAGGAAGGAGGCGCUGGCGCUUUCCUGUCCUGCGACCGCCUCCCCGCGCUGCCCACACCCUCAUCGCUCCGCAGGAAUCCUGGGGACAGAGCAGGAGGACGAUUCCGCCCCGCGGGGCAGCGGACCCAGGAACCGCGAGCCCGCUCCUCCGCCGACCCCAGCCAACAGCGCACUCCCGCCACAGCGGCGCUGCAAGGAUGCUGCAGCCCCACUGGGAAGGCGCAGGCAGGCUGCAGCCGCCCGCUUUCCGGUCUCCCAGAACGCCACGCAGAUCACCGCCCCUCUCACCCUUGGCCCGAGCUGCCGCGAAGCGGAACCGCGACGGUCACCAGCCCAGGCAGCCUCUCUCGGGCAGGCGGCGCUGACGGCUUCGCGCGUCCCGUCUCUAAGGAGAAACCACUUCCGGAGCCGCGGAAUGACGGCACAAGGCCGGCCUUCUGAUGGGGCCGUUUCAGGGCAAGCUCCGCAGUUUUCCCCAGCCGCUCCGCCUUCUCUUAAAUUGAAGAUGGAUUAUUCAAGCACCUCCAUAACCUUCCUCUUUGCUGGAGAAUUUGUGGACCUCAACACUACUGAAGCUUUCCUUGACAAGAAAAAGGACUCCAGUUUAUAGGAAGCAGAUCAACGCAAAGCAUAAAGCCACAAGAGCUGGAAACAAGAUUGCUCACAACAGCACACUCCAUACAAUACUGGUUGACUUCUGUGCCUGUAAUUUUACCAGUAUACAUACUACAACUGACAAAAUUGAAAAUGCUAUCAAAGCCAUGGAAGUCACAACAAAUCACAGGGUUCCCCCUGAAGUUCCCUCUCUCAGCAAGGUAGAAUGACAGAAGGAUUGGUAAAUAUUAUUUGGGAUUUUAUAGUAACUGGUCACCCCAUUGUUAUCUUGGAAGAUAAAUGCAAACCAAUCAACCUGGGAAAAGAAAAUGGGCGGAAACAUGGAAA